Molecule: messenger RNA, 572 nt
Organism: Ctenocephalides felis (cat flea)
Lineage: Eukaryota; Metazoa; Arthropoda; Insecta; Siphonaptera; Pulicidae
Product: periodic tryptophan protein 1 homolog
Exons: 4
Coding region: 192-572 (126 amino acids)
Source: RefSeq, a predicted model, not a curated record
ACAUAUAUCUCAUGUCGUCAUGUCUUUCAUCUCUCUUUUCUCAACCUCUCAACGAUAUGUCAUUAAACUGACAGCACGUAGCUAAAAUUCCGAAGCACGUGUAGUUCUUCAUACACAUCGUUCAUCCAGUUAUAUUUAUUUUUAUAUUUUAUAUGUUUGUAAAUUUGUAAUUGUUAAAUCGGUUUUACGACAUGGAAAAUGUUAAUUUUGUACCUUGUGUUUGCUUUGUUAAACGAGGCGUUGCUAAAUCAAACCCCGACAAAGUGCAGCUUUCUAAAGAAGAAUUGGCAGAAAUAAUUAAUAAAGCAAAACAGGAAAUAAACGACCAUGAAAGCGAUAGUGAACAUUCUGGUGAUGAGAUGGUAACAGAUGAUAAUAAAGUAGCAAAUGAUGACGAUACUGCGAUGCUAGAUGAUGAAUAUAAAUUAAAUGAAUAUGAUAAAGAUGAAGAAUUGCCAAGUUCAGUUUUGGGAAUCGGUAGCAUUGCUCUUAUAGGAGAUGAGGAAACAGAAUCAUAUUUUAGCAGAAGAGAUCGUGAUGGGGAUCAUGAGAUUCUGGUAGUUUUAUUAUAG